GCCAUUAUAAAAUCUCAUCUCAACCCUGUCUUUGCCUUUAGUUCUUAACCACAUUUUCACUCUUUCAUUGAUUAUUAUCAGCUUUCAGCUUUCCCGAGCAAGGCUUACCAUUACUACUACUGUAUCUGUAUCACCAUAUUUUCCAGUCUCUCUUUAAUGUAAAGCGGCGUUGGCUGCAAAAUCUGACAACAUCCCACUUUUUAUUUGAUUCCUUUUGUUCAUUAGUCAACUUAGCCAAUUAAUCUCUCGCAGCUCGCCCCCAAGAAAGAAGAACCCAAGAUGCUCGACACUGUGAAGUACCUUAUCGGCGCCGCUGGCGCCAGUGGCUACGGCUCCAAGUCCACCGCUGAGCAAGUCACCGAAAACUGUCCUGAUUUACGAUCCUUUACCGUCAUCAUUACCGGUGCCACUUCGGGGAUAGGAGCCGAGACGGCUCGGGUGUUAGCCAAACGAGGCGCGAGACUGGUGCUACCAGCUCGGAGUCUCAAAGCUGCUGAGGAGACCAAGGCGCGUAUCGCGUCCGAGUGUCCCGCUUCGGAGAUUGUCGUUAUGGCUCUUGAUCUUAGCUCUCUCAAAUCCGUUAGAAAAUUCGUUGCAGAGUUCGAGUCUCUGAAGUUGCCACUCAAUCUCCUCAUAAACAACGCUGGCAAGUUUGCACACGAGCAUGCAAUCUCUGAAGACGGUAUCGAGAUGACCUUUGCCACUAAUUAUCUGGGUCAUUUUUUAUUGUCUAAACUGUUACUGAACAAGAUGAUUGAAACCGCAAAACAGACGGGCGUUCAAGGCCGAAUCGUGAAUGUGUCAUCUGGCAUCCACACUUGGUUCACCGGCGAUAUGAUCCGAUAUCUCGCACAGAUAUCGCGAAACAAAAAUCACUAUGAUGCAACACGUGCUUAUGCUCUCUCGAAGCUCGCUAACGUUUUGCACACCAAGGAGCUUGCUCAGAGACUCAAGCAAAUGGAUGCCAACGUGACUGUGAAUUGUGUUCAUCCUGGGAUCGUGAGAACCCGACUCACCAGAGAACGAGAAGGCUUUCUCACAGAUCUUGCAUUCUUCUUGACCUCAAAGCUUGUAAAGACCAUUCCUCAGGCUGCUGCUACGACAUGUUAUGUUGCAACUCAUCCCAGACUUGAAAAUGUUUCUGGGAAGUACUUUGCCGAUUGCAACGAAGCUUCGACGUCAAAAUUGGGAUCAAACUCAAAUGAAGCUGCACGAUUAUGGUCUACCUCUGAGCUUCUAGUUUCUAGAGACCCUAAAGAAGUUCUUGAUAUCAACGCAAAGUCCUGAAUUUAACAAGAUAAGACACUUAAAUUUAGAAACUACGCGAGAGAAUAAAGUCUUAGCUGUACAUGAUGAAGCUGGAGAUCAGCAGAAGCAAGAAGGAAGACAGAUCAUAAAUAUAUAUAUGAUUUAGAUAAACAAAAUGUAUACAAAUAUUUAGAUGAGUAUGGUUAGUGAGGAAGGUUAGAGAUAAUUAGGGGUUUGAUUCAAUCCAAAUUCUUAGAGCUUGAUUUCGGGUUCCGAUUGAAUCCAAAGUGAAUUUGUUUCUUAAUCAAGUUUGAUUCUUUGCUUC
Messenger RNA from Mangifera indica (mango), 1573 nucleotides. Its product is annotated as short-chain dehydrogenase TIC 32 A, chloroplastic-like. The transcript has 7 exons. The record is from RefSeq and is a predicted model, not a curated record. Lineage: Eukaryota; Viridiplantae; Streptophyta; Magnoliopsida; Sapindales; Anacardiaceae. The coding region runs from base 280 to 1287 and encodes 335 amino acids.